AUAAUUCUCUGCAUAUCCUACCAAGUUCAGUGUGUUACUGUAGGUCGAGAAGAUGAAAGCUCAAUUCUACUGUUUGGUGAGUUUUGUUUUUUUGUGUCUGUUUGGAUGGUUGAGCCCAACAGUCGCUGCUCCAGGAAGAAACUCCACAGUGGUCGGUCACUGUCCGCGGAAGUUGACGGUCAUGCCGUCCAGUCGAGGAUGUGUUUCUGAUAAAGACUGUGCUGGAGAACACAAAUGCUGUGUCUUUGACUGUGGGGCUGUGUGUGUGCCACCUGCUUUUACAAAGCCAGGCGUGUGUCCACGCAGAACAUUUGGAGCAGGAGUGUGUGCCGAGUACUGUGCCAAUGACAGCGACUGCCCGAACAAUGAGAAAUGCUGCAGCAAUGGGUGUGGACACAACUGUACACCUCCAUAUACAGUGAAACCUGGUCGAUGUGCCAAACCGAAAGGAACUCCAGUGUGUGCGGAAUACUGUUACCAUGAUGGCCAGUGUCCUGCCGAACAGAAAUGCUGCCCAACCACUUGUGGUCAUGCAUGCAGUGAGCCAUGCUGAAUUAAUCACUGUAUAGAGGCAUGAGUGAAAUUGAUUUUUGCAUAAUAAAACAGAUUUGAGUUCUUACAUCUUUUUUUUUUUAACCAUAGAGCCUGUUUGUAGCACCAAAUAAAUCUAAU
Molecule: messenger RNA, 672 nt
Organism: Myxocyprinus asiaticus (Chinese sucker)
Lineage: Eukaryota; Metazoa; Chordata; Actinopteri; Cypriniformes; Catostomidae
Product: perlwapin-like
Exons: 4
Coding region: 53-553 (166 amino acids)
Biological process (GO): antibacterial humoral response; innate immune response
Cellular component (GO): extracellular region
Molecular function (GO): peptidase inhibitor activity
Source: RefSeq, a predicted model, not a curated record